Molecule: messenger RNA, 495 nt
Organism: Prunus armeniaca (apricot)
Lineage: Eukaryota; Viridiplantae; Streptophyta; Magnoliopsida; Rosales; Rosaceae
Source: the annotation of a GenBank genome assembly
AUGGGGAAACUAGCCAACCAUCUAUGCUGUCAAAUCGAGCAAGUGGCUAGGGAAAUCAUUGUCGGACACCUGUGUACUAACUACAGGUACACGCAAAUACGUAAAGGCAACCAAGAACGAGGAAACUUAGCUAACCACCUGUGCAGUCAAAUCGGGCAGGCAACCGGGAACGAGGAAACUGUUCAACCACCUGUGCAGCAACCGGGAAGGAGGAAACUAGUCAACCACCUGUGCAGUCAAAUCGGGCAAGUGGCUAGGGAAAUCAUUGUCGGACACCUGUGUACUAAGUACAAGUACACACAAAUAUAUCUAAAGGCAACCAGGAAUGGGAAAACUGGGCAACCACCUGUGCAGUCAAAUCGGGCAGGUGGCUGGGGAAAUCAUUGUCGUACAACUAACUCUGAUCUAAGCAUAGGUACACGAAAAUAUUUAAAGGCAACCGAGAACGAGGAAACUAGUCAACCACCUGUGCAGUCAAAUCGGGCAGGUGGCUAG